AUGACCGAGGACGCGCUGCGAGCUUCGUACAAGAGCUGGACGACCUCGCCGGCAAUCGUCAUCGGCAGUUUGGAUUUCACUCUUCUUUUCUUCUGUACUCCUAUUGAUUGGUCGAUUAGGGGCAUUGAAAAAAUCACUCCACCAAGUGUUGCAAAUUAUCUUGAUGCAGAUACGACAUCGAAAAAAAGGAGACAAGAUCAUGUGUCGCACAUUGAAGUUGCCUCCCAACCUGCUCAGAGUGAGUGUGCCAUUGACUCAUCCACACACCAUGCAGAGAAGGCCAGAGUCGUCAUCCAAGGAGAGCUCGAUGGAAAUGACCGCAUGGAUUGUGAACGAAAGGCAAUUCUCAAGUCUGCCUUGCAGUUCGUGGAUGUUACUGGGCAGCGGAAAACCUCAAUUGCCGACAAAUCCUCACCGUUAGAAGUGUCGCAUGAAGAUUUUCAGCAUGAUGGUCCAUUUAUUGCCCCAUCACCAGAGCUGCUUUAUAUGCUUCUUCCAGACCCAACAACUGCCGAAGGAGGUUCUGCCAGCGUACAAUGGCCGGACCACAUCUCAGAUACAACAAUGGAGAAGAUGGCUUCCACCAUUCUCAGUGAUGAUGACCAUGAGCAUGGGCAACUGAUAUACCAGUAUUCUAUAUGCAUUUAUGUGAAGGCCAUCUUCCAUCUUUAUCAAAAACCGAGAGCAUGCAAAGAUCCCCGUAUCAACGCCCAGUUUCUGAAAUCCAAGAAAUUAUAUGAAACGUAUGCCUUUCGCGCUCUCAAGAAUCUCAGUUUCUUGAAUGCCCCAACCCUUUCGUUUGUUCAGGCGUUGCUAUCCGCUGCAUUUUUCAUGCAGUAUCUUGGCAACAUGAGUCAAAGCUGGAUUCUCAAUUCAUACGCUGCUCGUCUGAUUACCGCUCUGGGCUAUCAUGACAUUCGCAAUCCGCACGAGAAUUCAAGCCUCGACGAAGAGAUCAAUAGCGCUGUAUGCUGGUGCUUUUACCUCGACCGAACUCUGAGCACCCUUCUUUAUCGGCCGCUGUCACUGCCGGAGCCUCGUGUCUCUCCCACAAAUCUGAUUAGCUCCGAGCUGCCUCAGUCCCAUAUCCCAUUAAUUUGGCUCAGGUCCAAGGAGAGUUGUUGA
This is a messenger RNA of Penicillium digitatum Pd1, 1125 nucleotides long. Lineage: Eukaryota; Fungi; Ascomycota; Eurotiomycetes; Eurotiales; Aspergillaceae. The record is from RefSeq and is a predicted model, not a curated record.